Thelazia callipaeda (thelaziosis nematode) is the source of this 1218-nucleotide messenger RNA. The record is from the annotation of a GenBank genome assembly. Lineage: Eukaryota; Metazoa; Nematoda; Chromadorea; Rhabditida; Thelaziidae.
AUGAACAACAUUAUGCAGGAUCAGGUCAAUAACGCAGUAGAAAGUGCCAAGGAAGCAGCAGCGUCAGUAACUGAGCGUGUCACUUCUUUUUUUCAUGGCAAUCCAUUUGCUACACCGAUUGGAGCUAAAAUUGAAAUGGCGACCAAUCCAUCUGUUUUUGGUACGGAAAACUGGGAAUUAAACAUGGAAAUUUGUGAUUACAUCAACGGCACAGCGGAUGGAGCUCGUGAUGCUUUGCGUGCAAUUCGUAGGCGUCUCCAUUCGCAUGUCUCGAAAAAUAACGGCAUUGUCAUGUACACACUUACAGUAUUAGAAACGUGUGUGAAAAAUUGUGACGUUCGUUUUCAUGAACUUGUCUGUCAUAAAGACUUCAUAAAUGAUCUUGUCAAACUAAUUGGUCCCAAAUUUGAUGCGCCACAAGUUGUACAAGAACGUGUACUCAAUUUGAUUCAGUCGUGGAAUGACGCGUUUCGGGAUGAUCCACGUUUGCAAGGUGUUUGUCAAGUAUACGAUGAGUUGAAGGCGAAAGGUGUUCAGUUUCCGAUUCAAGAUCCUGUUAAUAUGGCUCCAGUAUUGACACCAAAAAGAGUAAGUUGGAUAGAAUUCCGUUUCGAUUGGUAUAAUCCAAGCUCAUAUCCUCUCUGCGAUUAUCCAGAGCUCAUAAAUCCGACAGAAGACCAGUUUGAAAAACUACGCAAGGAACUUAAUGUUGUGAAUGAUAAUGUUAAGGUAAUGCGUGAAAUUUUAAAUGAGAUGGUGCCGGGAAAAGAAGAUGCUGAUAGUUUUCAGCUUUUGGUUGAGUUAUAUCCAGUUGUGAAACAAAUGCACUUUCGAACCCAAGAUCUUAUUGGUUGCGUUCAAAAUGAUGAAGUCAUGUACGAAUUGCUGAUUAUCAAUGAUGACUGUAACAGCCUCUUUGAAAAGUAUGAUCGUUACAUGAGUAAUCGUGCUUCUGGUACUAAAGAAAAUGCAACUGCGAAGAUAGACAUGGUUGGAUUUGAUAAGCAAAUGCUAAGCCAACAGCUUAGUCAAAUGAAAGUUUCUGAAGAUCUAGGAGAAGUUGACGCCAGUGAGCUGUCAGCCGGUGAUAAAAAUACUCCAGUGACUGAUAAAGAAGCAGCGGAAAUGGCAGAGUGGCUAGAAGCACAAGAAGGCAAAAAAAGUGAAAAUACUCACUCUUGCAUGCAGCCAAGUAGUAUGUUCCAAAACAUUUCAUAG